Molecule: messenger RNA, 1077 nt
Organism: Marasmius oreades (fairy-ring Marasmius)
Lineage: Eukaryota; Fungi; Basidiomycota; Agaricomycetes; Agaricales; Marasmiaceae
Exons: 6
Coding region: 1-1077 (358 amino acids)
Molecular function (GO): metalloendopeptidase activity
Source: RefSeq, a predicted model, not a curated record
AUGGCUCGUGCAUUGGUGACCCUUGCCGCCUUCCUGUCCGCUGCAUCUGCAACAAAGUUACUCUCCCUAUCCGUCUCUGCCCCUUCCUCCAGUCCAGAUGUCAGUGACUUUGAAGUCGUAACAACACUCAUCAACACUGGCGACGAGACCCUCAAGUUACUCAACAACCCCGAGAGUGUUUUGUCCAAAUGGGCUACCAACAGCUUCGAGAUCUCAAAUUCUGACGGUGUUACACCGAAAUUCACUGGUGUCCAUGUCCGAUACGGUUACGAACAUGCAGCCAACUCUGACGACGAGUCUCAAUUCACCGUGCUCGCUCCUGGUACAUCUGUGUCUGUUUCCCAUGAAGUUGGCAAGUUCUACAACUUCACCACCGCAGGGGCCGGCACUUUCACGUUCAAACCAUCAAAUGUCUUUUAUGCCGUCGAGGCUGACAAGAGUUUGACUACUAUUGAGGCCAGUACGGAGCAGGCUGCGGUCACCGAGCUUACCGGACAGCUCGCUUCGACCCGUCUACUCUCCCCUGCUUCCCUCGGUGGUGUAAUCCCUGCUGCCCACCAAGCCGGUGGGCUCCAAAAGCGUGCUAGCUACAAGUCCAACUGUGCUACUACCAGGAGAACCACCAACGACCAGGCUCUCACCGCUGCUGCCACCCUUGCCUCUAGAUCCGUUAGCCAUCUCACCGCAAACCCUUCUGGAAGUACCACGCAAACAACCUGGUACGGUACCUUCGCGUCUUCAAGGUACUCGGUGACUUUGAGUGCCUUUAGGACUCUUCAAACUGCGCCAUCUGGCUGGACAUACGACUGCUCCUGCACGGACACUAGUACCUACGCCUAUGUCUACCCCAGCACCUACGGAGUAGUCUACCUCUGUGGUCUGUACUGGAACGUUGCUACCACUGGGUCCGGAUCUCGCGCUGACACUAUAAUCCAUGAGGGUACACACUUCCCUCAGGUGUUGGGUACAGAUGAUGUUACAUACGGUGAGGCUAGCUGCAAGGCCCUUGCGAAAUCCAACCCCGCUCAGGCCGUCAACAAUGCAGACAACCACGCUUUCUUCUCUGACUAUGUUUAA